GAACGCUGCUUACGCGGCUACUAUGGGAAUCCCCUGCAAGGAACACCCAAUGAUUGCAAGCCAUGCGCUUGUCCUCUACUAAUAGAAAGCAAUAACUUUUCCCCAAGUUGCCAACUGAAGAGCUAUACCAUCAUGGAUAUCAAUCAAAUUUACGGCGUGGUAGAAAAUACGGAAUACAUCUGUACACAGUGUCCUACAGGGUACACAGGCGAUCAUUGCGAAAUGUGUGAUGACGGAUAUUUUGGCAAUCCCACUGAGGCUGGUUCCACAUGUCGACCUUGUGAGUGCGAUGGCGAUCCCUGCGACGUUUUUACGGGGGAGUGUAUAACGUGUCGGGGCAAUACUGAAGGUUGGCAUUGCGAACGUUGUAAAUUGGGUUACUGGGGAGACGCCUCAGUGGGUUGUGAACCUUGCGAUUGUUAUACUGACGGCUCCGACAGCGAUGUCUGCGAUAGUGCGGAUGGCCAGUGUUUGUGCAAACCUCAUUUUGCCGGUCAAAAGUGUGAUGAAUGCGCCGAAGGUUAUGCAAACUUGGAUUUGCAAUGUCAACCCUGCGAUUGUGAUAUUUAUGGAGCCAAAGAAUCAGAUACCUGCGAUCCCGAUAAUGGUCAAUGCCUGUGUAAAACCGGAGUUAUGGGCUUGAAAUGCAACGAAUGUGAAGAAAGUUAUUACGAUCUUCAAAAAGAAUCUGAUGGUUGUACGGGUAAGUUAAUGAAUGAAAUGCAAUUAAUAUUUUAAAGUGCAGCUCGCGAAUGAAACGUUCUUCUUGAUCAGUAUUGCUUUUUCCCAUUAUAAAU
Glossina fuscipes is the source of this 797-nucleotide messenger RNA. RefSeq names its product laminin-like protein lam-2. The record is from RefSeq and is a predicted model, not a curated record. Bases 133 to 738 code for a protein of 201 amino acids. Gene Ontology annotation, cellular component: basement membrane. The transcript has 2 exons. Lineage: Eukaryota; Metazoa; Arthropoda; Insecta; Diptera; Glossinidae. Gene Ontology annotation, biological process: axon guidance.